AAGUUUUUAUUUUCUUACACACUCGUCUCGAUCUGCAUUUUCAUCCGCAGAUAGAACUCGUUGUCUGUGCCCCCGAGAUUUGUUUGGGGAGGAAGCCAAAUUUAUUUGCACUUAAAUAUUCUGCUUGAUUUUUUUCUUUUUUUUUUCUUUUGUAAUUAUUCAGUUGACAACGGUGCUCGAUAAAAGACUGCUGGCGCUGAAUUCGAUGCAGUUGACGUUUAAAAAUCUGGCAAGAAUAUUAUGCAACAGUGCAGCGACUACCCCUGAAGCUUUUUGAUUGGUCAGCCGAUGUAAAUGACAGACACUAUAGCACACCGACCAGACGCCAGACACUGCACACGACACAGGACGAACGAUAUAAAAGACACGACAUUAACGACACAGACGCAACGCGUAGGGACAGUGCACUGGGGAUGCAACAACGCGAGCAGAGUUGGCGAACGUCAAACAUUUCAUCAAACAUAAGACACAUCAGCCGCGCCGGAAUUGAGGUUACUUUUGGAAAAACAGGAUGGUCCUUACGGUCGUGUAUGACGGCUACGUCCGCUCCUUGGCCAUUUUACCUUACAGCGUUUUCAUCACCAACAGUGUGGCCGGAGCCCUGGAAUUGCCGGCUGAUCUGGUGCCGGUCGUAACGCUCGAUCGACUGUGCAGAAGAUGGACCCUGAUGAUGGCCAUGGGCUUGGCCGGACUAGCCGGCAUAGCCACCGGACUCGUCCCCCAGACUUCGGCCAUGUUGAUAACGGUGCUGGCCAUGGCCAGUCGCUUCUUCACAACCACUGCUAUAAACUCGGAUCUCCAGUACACGGUCGAGCUCAUUCCGACCCAGUUGCACGGACAAGGCACUGGCGUCAUCCACAUCACUGGGCAUGGCGCCACAUUCUUCGCUCCCUUCAUUCUCUAUCUGAGUAACUACAACAAGACCCUGCCCUACAUCGUCCUGGGCUCUUUGUCUGUUUUUGGCGGACUCCUCUGCCUCCUUUUUCCCGAGACGGCCGACCAGAAUCUGCCCGAAACGGUGGCCGAUGCCGAACAUUUCGGAGCCGAUCAAUCCUUCUUCCAAAUGCCCUGCCUGUCCAAGCGGUGGGAGCGUCAAUAAAGGUUGAACGACGCCAAGGACGCCGAUGUCACAAUAAGUUCACCCUCGUUCGAAGACGCCCUGGGUGGUGGGACCGCCAGGCCCGCUUGUCAAUACGUCAAGGACCUAUCAGAUCCAGCGUUCACGGGAAUCGGGAGCGCCAAACUCAACCGGCAACAACAAAAUAAACAACAGCAAACGGUUCCGCAUAGACUGGAGCAUCUGCCGACUGAUGGAUGGCACAACAAAGCUUUCGCUUCGAGCGAUCCUUCUUUGGACAAACAUCAAACCUCUCGAUUGUGACUCCUCCUGUGAUUCUUAGAUCCUGAAAGGAACAGUCUGGGAGUUUUUUUAUUCUCUUUUCUUUUUCCCUUUUUUUCUUCUCUUAAAAAAAUUUAACGUCCGCCAUUUUUUCAUUUCGGCAUCCAUUUGUACUGCCAGUUCUUCCGAAAUGAAAUAAAGUUUUCUAAAAUUAUUCUAUGAAUUAAGGCGAUAAGAAAGAAACUACUAGCCAAAAUAAAAGAAAGAAAUCAUUUCAAAAUCUAAAGAAAUAAAAAAAGGAUUAUUAAAGUAAAUUUGAGGAUAACAACAGCACCACUGAUAGUGAUGCAACACAAAUUGUUUCUUCUGAAAAUGUUGAACAUGAAGUUUCCAAUACAUCUGGUAAUAUUCGAUAGUUAACCUAAGUUUAAUAUGUCAACAUGGAAAAUCUAAUUUCUUAUACGAAAAAUACUGUUGUGCAGACUAGUAUAGUCAUUUUAGUUGUUGUAACUCAAACAAUUAGUAAUGAGAAGUUUUAUUAAUGAGCACUAUUUUUACAUACUUUU
This is a messenger RNA of Daphnia pulex (common water flea), 1905 nucleotides long. RefSeq names its product solute carrier family 22 member 13-like. The coding region runs from base 512 to 1099 and encodes 195 amino acids. Gene Ontology annotation, molecular function: transmembrane transporter activity. Lineage: Eukaryota; Metazoa; Arthropoda; Branchiopoda; Diplostraca; Daphniidae. The transcript is spliced from 5 exons. The record is from RefSeq and is a predicted model, not a curated record.